ACUAAAGUCAUCGCCGAGGGCCGUAUUCCAAGACCGACCAUCUACGGCGCGCACAGCGCCAUCAGCAUGACAGCAGGCCACGGCGACGUUCACGGCGUGAAUCUCGAGGGAUUGCGAGACUUGUGUACGCAUGGCCUGCCGUUGACCAUCGCAGACGGGGUGCCGGAAUGCCUGCAGGCCGUACGCAAACAGCUGCGACAUGGUGCACGUGUCAUCAAAUUCUGCGCCAGCGGCGGCGUAGUGAGCGCUAUAGACGACCCGCAGCAUCAGGAGUUUUCUUUCGAGGAACUGAAAGCGAUUGUUGACGAGGCGGCGCGGGCGAGACGUGUUGUGGCCGCCCAUUGCCACGGAAAAGCCGGCAUCAUGAAUGCUCUCCGUGCGGGAUGCCGCACGAUCGGGCAUGGCAGCUACUUGGAUGAGGAGGCGGUCGAUCUGAUGCUCGAAAAGGGCGCCAUGUUGGUGGCAACACGCAGUGUCAUUGAGAGCGGGCUGGCGAUGCGUGAUCUCUUUACGCCCGGAUCUUACCAGAAGUUGCUGGAGGUGGCUGACACACAUAAAAGGGCAUAUCAAUUAGUGGUCAAACGCGGUGUGCCCAUCGCUCUGGGAACCGAUCAAUUUAUCAGUUCAGAUAAUCCGGCGCUGGGGUAUGGACGCAAUGGCAAGGAACUGGUAUAUGCGGUCGCGGCAGGCAUGACACCCUUGGCUGCGAUCGAAGCUGCUACCGCCAAUGGACCAUUAAUAAUUGGUGACCAGGCACCGAAGAGUGGUCAGCUGAGGGAAGGAUUUGACGCGGAUAUUAUUGCACUGUCGGCAAAUCCGCUCGAGAAUAUAACGGUGGUUUCUGAUGCGAAGAAUGUCACGCACGUCUGGCGAUGUGGCAAGCUAGUCAAAUCAUGA
Messenger RNA from Aspergillus sclerotioniger CBS 115572, 897 nucleotides. RefSeq lists its product as uncharacterized. The transcript has a single exon. Gene Ontology annotation, molecular function: hydrolase activity, acting on carbon-nitrogen (but not peptide) bonds. Lineage: Eukaryota; Fungi; Ascomycota; Eurotiomycetes; Eurotiales; Aspergillaceae. The annotation marks the transcript as partial. The record is from RefSeq and is a predicted model, not a curated record.